AUGACGCAGUCUAUUUCAUCAGGAGAUGUGUCUCUUCAGGUUCACGUGAAGAUGGCGGAUGAGGCCGUCUGUGUUGGCCCAGCUCCCACCAGUCAGAGCUACCUCAACAUGGAUGCCAUCAUGGAAGCCAUUAGGAAAACGGGGGCCCAAGCUGUACAUCCAGGUUAUGGAUUCCUUUCAGAGAACAAAGAAUUUGCCAGAUGUUUGGCAGCAGAAGAUGUCGUUUUCAUUGGACCUGACACACAUGCUAUUCAAGCCAUGGGUGACAAGAUUGAAAGCAAAUUAUUAGCUAAGAAAGCAAAGGUUAACACAAUCCCUGGCUUUGAUGGAGUAGUCAAGGAUGCAGAUGAAGCUGUCAGAAUUGCAAGGGAAAUUGGCUACCCUGUCAUGAUCAAGGCCUCAGCAGGUGGUGGUGGGAAAGGCAUGCGCAUCGCUUGGGAUAAUGAAGAGACCAGGGAUGGUUUUAGAUUUUCAUCUCAAGAAGCUGCUUCUAGUUUUGGUGAUGAUAGACUACUAAUAGAAAAAUUUAUUGAUAACCCUCGUCAUAUAGAAAUCCAGGUUUUAGGUGAUAAACACGGGAAUGCUUUGUGGCUUAAUGAAAGAGAGUGCUCAAUUCAGAGAAGAAAUCAGAAAGUGGUAGAGGAAGCACCAAGCAUUUUUUUGGAUGCUGAAACUCGAAGAGCGAUGGGAGAACAAGCUGUAGCUCUCGCCAAAGCAGUAAAGUAUUCCUCUGCUGGAACCGUAGAGUUCCUUGUGGACUCCAAAAAGAAUUUUUACUUCUUGGAAAUGAAUACGAGACUUCAGGUUGAACAUCCUGUCACAGAAUGCAUUACUGGCCUGGACCUAGUCCAAGAAAUGAUCCGUGUUGCUAAGGGUUACCCUCUCAGGCACAAACAAGCUGAUAUUCCCAUCAACGGCUGGGCAGUUGAAUGUCGGGUUUAUGCUGAGGACCCCUACAAGUCUUUUGGUUUACCGUCUAUUGGGAGGUUGUCUCAGUACCAAGAACCAACACAUCUACCUGGUGUCCGGGUUGACAGCGGCAUCCAACCAGGAAGUGAUAUUAGCAUUUAUUAUGACCCUAUGAUUUCAAAACUAAUCACAUACGGUUCUGAUAGAACCGAAGCGUUGAAGAGGAUGGAAGAUGCACUGGAUAAUUAUGUUAUUCGAGGUGUUACACAUAAUAUUGCAUUACUUCGAGAAGUGAUAAUCAACUCACGUUUUGUAAAAGGAGACAUCAGUACUAAAUUUCUCUCUGAUGUAUAUCCUGAUGGCUUUAAAGGACACGUGUUAACUGAGACUGAGAGGAACCAAUUGUUGGCAAUAGCAUCAUCAUUGUUUGUGGCAUCCCAAUUAAGAGCUCAACAUUUUCAAGAACCUUCAAG
Messenger RNA from Galeopterus variegatus (Sunda flying lemur), 1382 nucleotides. RefSeq names its product propionyl-CoA carboxylase alpha chain, mitochondrial. The transcript is spliced from 15 exons. Gene Ontology annotation, cellular component: mitochondrion. The record is from RefSeq and is a predicted model, not a curated record. The annotation marks the transcript as partial. Gene Ontology annotation, molecular function: ATP binding; metal ion binding; propionyl-CoA carboxylase activity. NCBI's taxonomy places the organism in Eukaryota, Metazoa, Chordata, Mammalia, Dermoptera, Cynocephalidae.